AUGAGAGUCAGUGUUUUAAAAUAUGUUCUUUUUUCAAUUGUUAUUUGUUCUUUUGAAUAUGCCAAAAAUGAACUAUACUUUGUAAACUAUAGAGGGAUAUACCUUGAAAGAAAUGUAAUAAACUUUAGAAAUAAUAGGAUGUUAGCAUAUGCAGAUAGCCAAUUUGAUUUAAAUGAAUUUUAUGAAUCAACUUUGAGUCUUGCAAAUCAAUUUAAUGAUUGUAAUGAUGGUAACAAAGAAAUAACAUGCCUUAGAAAUAUUAUAGACUCACAUAUAAAGAAACAUAAAGAAAAUAAUACACUACUCGAUUUAAAUACUGUAGAUAAGAAAACUAAAAAGUUAAUCAAUGAGCUUCGAAAAGAAUUAGAAGAAGUAAAAAAAGAGAUUGAUAAUAAAAUGAAAGGUGAAUUCGCAAUACAGUCUAUAGAUGAUAAAAUAAUAAUAAAAAAAGAUGGAAAUAGUUCUGUGUCAGGACAUGAAGACUUUAAACAAUUGGAAAAUAAUGAAAAUAAUAAAAUUGCAUCAAGUAAUUAUCAUAUGAAAUCAAAAUUGAUUAAGAAAUUUAUAAAAGAAGGAAUCAAAUUUGUCCUGUCGGGGUUGGCAUUUUUAGCAGUUGUUAUUUCGGGACCAAUAACAGGGUUGGUGUACUUAAUGAUACUACUCAUACCGUCUGGAUUUUCCACAAUUUUUUUCCUUAUUAGACUCAAUAAAUUAUACAUUAAAUUCGAAAAAAUAUUAAAAUAA
Plasmodium berghei ANKA is the source of this 744-nucleotide messenger RNA. RefSeq names its product fam-b protein. The record is from RefSeq and is a predicted model, not a curated record. NCBI's taxonomy places the organism in Eukaryota, Apicomplexa, Aconoidasida, Haemosporida, Plasmodiidae. Bases 1 to 744 code for a protein of 247 amino acids. The transcript has 2 exons.